Penicillium verhagenii is the source of this 1245-nucleotide messenger RNA. RefSeq names its product lysophospholipid acyltransferase family protein. Gene Ontology annotation, cellular component: endomembrane system. Gene Ontology annotation, molecular function: acyltransferase activity. The coding region runs from base 1 to 1245 and encodes 414 amino acids. Lineage: Eukaryota; Fungi; Ascomycota; Eurotiomycetes; Eurotiales; Aspergillaceae. The record is from RefSeq and is a predicted model, not a curated record. The transcript has 2 exons.
AUGAAUUCAACCGAGGUUCGCCAGCGCAAACCCCCCACCAAAGAAGCAACCGAGCUUCAAAAACAGUCCACCAAACCCCCCACAGAGCCUCGUUUGAAACAUGGCAUUGUGAUGCAACUACUCCGAUCCUUAGCUUUGGCAACAUGGUUCAACAGCUGCAUCAUAGUCAUCUUCAUAACCCAGCUUGCUGGCUGUCCGCUAUACCUGAUCAACAAAAGCUGGUACUACUCGUAUAUGGCAUAUACAAAACAAAACUUUGGACUGGUCAUUACCGCACUCACAGAAUGGGGCACCCCCACGUUGUUCCGAAUUAGUGGAGAUGCCAGUGUGCGAGGUCAGCUUCAUUUAUCUGAAGAUGGCAUGUUGAAGGCCGACUUCCCGGAUCGCUUAGUGAUGAUCGCGAACCACCAAAUUUAUACAGACUGGGUAUACUUGUGGUGGUUUGCCUACACCAAUGUGAUGCAUGGCCGUAUCUUUAUUAUCCUCAAAGACUCCCUCAAGUGGAUCCCUGUUGUGGGUCAGGGAAUGAUGUUUUAUGGUUUCAUUUUUCUGGCGCGAAAGUGGCUGUCAGACAAGGCCAGAAUCCAGUAUCGCCUCCAAAAGUUAAAGACGAAAUACACGGGGACCAAUACAAAUGGGACCCAGUAUGAUCCCAUGUGGUUGCUGAUAUUUCCCGAGGGUACCAAUCUGUCCAUCAACACCAAGCGGCGGAGUGAUGCAUUUGGAGAGAAGCAAGGUCUACCCUCAUUCAAUCACCAAAUCCUUCCACGAUCGACGGGCCUGUUUUUCUGUCUUCAACAGCUACGAGGGACCGUAGACUGGGUUUAUGACAGCACUAUCGCCUACGAGGGUCCACCAAAUGGUGUCUAUCCUGACAAGUACUUUACUCUCCGGUCUACAUUCCUACAGGGACGCCCCCCGACCUCGGUAAACAUGCAUUGGCGGAGGUUCUCUGUCUCAGAAAUUCCAUUGGAUGAUCAGUCUGAGUUUGAAGAAUGGUUGCGAGCUCGGUGGGCUGAAAAAGAUCAACUGUUGGAUCAAUAUUGGGAAACGGGUCGAUUCCCCUCUGAGCUGGCUGGCUCGAUCGACGCUAAAAACGCCACUCCUGGACAGAAAGUAGCUCUCGAUGCUGGUUAUGUGGAGUCUCAUGUUAGACUGCAUCACUGGAUUGAGCUUGGUCAACUAUUUGUCGUCUUGGGUGGCUUGGUGUUUUUGUACAAGUUUGUGGGUAAUUGGUUGCACUGA